GACUUGAAAUCAUUUGGGUUCAGUUCUGUAUUGCUUUGUUCAUACCAGCGAACUCAAGAAGUGGUUUUCAACUUGAUCUAGUGGUGGCUCUUAUGAUCAGAGGGCGAUUUGGAAUGAUGCGGAGGGUUUUCUAGUUUUUUCUUCUUGUUGCAGAUCAUGGAGGUUCUGUGGCGUGGAUUUUCAGGAAGAUCUAAGAUCAGCGUUUUGAUGCGAAAGGUUUUGAAAGAAGGAAGCAGGGAGAUUGAGGAUCCUAGCAAUCACGGGAAGACAAAAUAAUUAUUUUAUUUUCAGCGAACUACUUGAGGUCAGGGGUUGUGUACCAUAAAGUUUUGUCGGUAGAGUUUCUCCAAGAUGGGAACUAAACAGUGUACAGCUAGUGUUCUUGAAGCAUUGAUGGGAUUUGAGGAGCAGCAAUCUGCGCACCAUGUCUCACGGCAUUCUAGAGUUCUUUCUGAGGGUUAUUUACAAAGGGCUGCUUCUAUUGGAGUCCCGAAGAAGAAACCCCCCUCCAAAUGUCAUCCAUUUAGGACGACCGUAGAAGAGCCAAUAGAACUCUUUAAUACUCUCGAUGUAGUAGAUAGCUUCAAGAGUGAUAUCAGUUGCAACGAAUUAGGGGUUAGGGAGAAGGAACACUCUGCUUUAUCAUCAGCAUGUAUGCCACUUACACGACAUAACUUCAUGAGAGUCGAGCACUUUCCAACAGAUAAGAUGAUACAGACUUCAAAUGAUCUUCAAGAAUUACCAGAAGUUACUGAUUCUAUGGACAUCUCACCGAGACCUACAAGAGAAAAGGAAUAUAUAUUCAACCAUGUCGAGAAUGGACUCAGUCUGUCAAAGUCACAUUUUACAUUGACACGAGGAAUUAAUGAUGCAGGCACUAAAUUUACGAACAGGAAACAAGGACAAGCAUGCGCGUAUGAUGAUUUUGAUCUUUUGAAGUCUUCAAUACCCCUUUUGGAGUGGAAAGAUAAAUUAUGCUUUUCUUCCUCCUCACUGACUUCUUUGAAAGGCUCGCAUUUAGUUAGCGAGAAAUGCAAAUAUUUUCAUGGUUCUCAAAAUGGAAAGCAUAUGGCUAAAGAAAAAGAAAGAAAGACUAUGGUAUGUGUAGUAGAGCCCAUCAAGCAACCAUCUCAAGUUUCAAGGAUUCUUGAUGUAAGCGGGAGAAAAACAAGGCAUGAUUUUGUCAAUUUGCAAAUGAAGGCAUCAAGAUCAGAAUCCAUAUAUGACGAUGUGCAUAGAAAAGAAACUGAAUUCAGAACGACUUUUUCCCCAGGUUUAUCUAAUUUGAAGGCUGAAUAUAAGCAUUCCUGUUGCUUUUCAGUUGAGUCGUACAAAGCCAGAGGAUUCAGGGAGGACAUCGAAGAACAAAAGGAGACUCAAAAGUUGAUUCUUUCUAGGCAAGGUAGCAACAAAGGUGAAAUGCCUAUACUACAUCAUCAUGCAACUUUGCCCAACGAUUUGAAUUGCAAGCCAGUGAAGUAUGAUUUCCAGAAGCAUGUUUGUUCGAAUAAGGAACAUUUGCAUUCUGGCAGUCCCUUGUGCUUGAGCUGCAAGGACGAAAGACUAGAUCAAGUCAGUAAAAACUCCCACAGAUUGAGAUUUUGUUCUGCUGCUACUGUGACUACAAAAAGAUCUAGAACCAGGAGCAGAUAUGAGUCCCUUCGAAAUACAUGGUUUUUAAAGUCUGAAGGUUCUGCUACUUGGCUACAAUGCAAACCAUCAGAUAAAAGUUCUGAUGGAAAAGAUGCUUCAGACCCUACCUUGAAAUUGGGCUCUAAGAAGUUGAGGAUUUUUCCUUGCCCUGAAUCAGCAAGUGGUCACAUUGUCGAUGAUGGCUGCAUUGUUGUGGGUCAUCUGGAGACCAGAGUUGAGAAGAAGAGCCUUUGUAAUCAGCGUUCUAUAAAUUCUCUAUCAUCAAGGAACGAUGUUGUCUUUUGCGCAGAGAACAAUCCAAAUAAGGCAAUUGAGUGUUCUUUGAAGAGUGAUUAUCCAGAUGAUAAUUUUUCAGGUAUGGCUUCUAACGUAUUGGCUGUAAAGACUGAUGACGCGGAGGUCCCUACUGUGGACAAACAGGAACCUGAUUCAAUGUCCUGCAGUAUUUCAGAGACUGAUGGUGAUUCAUCUACCAACUCUUUUCGUACCACAUGUCGUUCCAUUCAACAGGAAGCAUCGACCAUAUUUGAUAAGGAAGGUCCUGGCUUUGAACACUACCCUUGCAAAGAGCUAGAUUCUAUUGUGAGUUUGGAGGAGGCUUAUCAACCCAGCCCAGUUUCAGUUCUUGAACCACUUUUUAAAGAAGAAACGAUAUCAAGUUCUGAAUCCUCAGGCAUUAACAGUAGAGAUUUGAUGAUGCAACUUGAACUACUGAUGUCAGACUCCCCGGGAUCUAACUCAGAAGGACAUGAAAUGUUCGUAUCAAGUGAUGAUGAUGGUGGUGGAGAAGGAUCUAAAUGCAGCUCUGAAGAAAUUGAUGACAUAAUGAGCACAUUCAAAUUCAAAGAUAGUAGGGAUUUUUCAUACCUUCUUGAUGUCUUAAGUGAGGCAGGCUUGUAUUGUGGAAACCUGGAUAAGGGUUGUGUUUCAUGGGAUGGUCAGGAACCUCACGUGAUUAGCCCUUCAGUCUUCGAAACCUUAGAGAAGAAAUUCGGUGAACAAACUUCUUGGAGAAGAUCAGAAAGAAAGCUUCUCUUUGACAGAAUAAAUUCUGGGCUAAUAGAACUCUUUCAGUCAUUAGUUGGUGUGCCAGAAUGGGCAAAGCCUGUAUCAAGAAGAUUUCGGCCUUUGCUUGACCGGGAAAUGGUCGAGGAAGAACUAUGGAUCCUGCUGGAUAGCCAAGAAAGGGAACUGAACAAAGAUCUAGUAGAUAAGCAGUUUGGAAAGGAGAUUGGGUGGAUUGAUCUCGGAGAGGAGAUUAAUUCUAUUUGUAGAGAACUAGAGAGAUUAUUGAUCAAAGAGCUUCUUGCAGAGUUUGGUAUCAUUGGAUUCUUAUGAACGGUAUGAUAAUAUAUGGUUAUGGAUAAACAUUACCAUACAAAAACAAAGAUUUUUUUUUUUUUUUUUUUGAAGCAAAAGAAAAAGAAAAAGUGAGCUAUAUAUUUGUGCAUAGGAAAAUUUUUGAUCCAGUUGAAGUGUUCGAAGAGUUUGUAUUCUUUUAUUCAUGAGUGGAAUUAGAGUUUGUUGUUGUCAACUGUGACAGAUUGAUGUUAUUUUUAUGCAUCAAAAUUUUUGUGAUGCCAUUAUUUGUGUAUAGAUUACCUUUGUGUUUC
Molecule: messenger RNA, 3266 nt
Organism: Momordica charantia (bitter melon)
Lineage: Eukaryota; Viridiplantae; Streptophyta; Magnoliopsida; Cucurbitales; Cucurbitaceae
Gene: TRM18
Product: Phosphatidylinositol N-acetyglucosaminlytransferase subunit P-like protein
Source: RefSeq, a predicted model, not a curated record